AUUGCAUUAAUCAUGAGUAGAAAACCAAUUUUUUAUCCGGAUAAGUAACAAUAGCAGUAACAGAGUUAUUUGUAUAAUUAACCUACAUAAAUUUAAACUGGCAGACAAGCUGAUACUAGGAUUGCUAAUAUGAAAAACACAGAACACCUCUUAAUGGGUAUUAUUUUUUAUCAUUCAGCUCCAUAACAUAAUUCUCCAUUUUCUACAUUCAGCACAGCUAUUUAAUCAUAUGAUGCUUCAUUUUUGAGUAAUAGAGUCGAGGAUUCUAAUGGAGUAUUCUAAUAAAUUUUAAAACAUGUCAAUCAAAUAAUUAUGGAAAGAGUCUAGGUUUAAGAAUCAAAGAUAAAAGAAAUGUAAAAUCAAAUAGAUUAAAACAGAAAUAAUAUUAUUGAAAUCCGAGGAUAAAAUGCUGAAUAAUUAAGCUUAAAAUUUAUAUAGUUUGAAGAAUCUGUAAAAUUUAUAUAUCAAUUUUCUAGAUUAAAGCAUAAAUUAAAAAGGCUCAAGAAGAAUUGGUGAAUUAAUAGGCUAAUUUUCAAAAAGAUUAUUAAAUUAAGUUUAAAGAAUUGCAAGAUUCGACUGAUAAUAAAUUAAAAUUGUUAUAAAAAGAAAACUAGUAAAAUUUAGUUAAAUUUAAAGAAGAGUCUCAACUAAGAAUUCUUCCUCAAAUUAAUCUUAGUGAAGAUAAGACUAUAAAGGAUAUUCAAUAAAAAAUUAAAGAUCUUUAGUAAUUUUUUGAUUCUUAUCAUAAUGAAUAUACUUAAUCUGAUUAAAAAACUAAGUAAAAAUAUUUUCUAAUAUAUUUUAGAUAAUAAUUAACAAAACUAGAAAAAAAUAUAUUAGAACAAUCCUAAAAAAUUAAUGUUUAAGAAGAAUAAACAAUUGCUUAAUUUAAGAAUUUUUAAAAUAAUUAAUAAAACAAUAUAACCUAAGCAUGCAAAAAGUUAUCAGAUGAAAUUGAAAUUAAGUUAAAGUAAGUUUAGAAUAUGACACAGUAAAAACCAUUUUCUUAGUCUGAAAAGUAAUGGAUAGCUUAUAAAUUAGAUUGACAGAAUUAACACUUAAUUAGGAAGAUCAAAAUAAAAUUACUCAAGGAGUAUUUGAAUUACAGAAUUCUUAAAAGUUACUAUCUUAAUAAUACUAAGAAUUAUCACGAAGGAUAGAUCAACACUUAUCCUAAAAUUCUAAAUAAGAACUUUAUAUCUAAUAAUUAUAAUAGAAAUUAGAUAGGGUAUAGAUAUUAUUUUUAAUUUUAGAAUAAAGACGAAAUUGAUGAUGGAAUAACCUAAUUAAAAUUAGAACUUUCUUGUCUAAUGAAGUAAUUUGAGAAAAUUAAAUAAGAAUAUAAAAAUUAGUUUGAAUAUCUUUAAGAUUUAUAAAAUAAAUCAAACGAAGAAAUUAGAAAGUCAAAAUAAGAACUGCUAUUUUCCUUUAAAUAGACAGAUUAAAAUCAUUGGAUAGAUGAAUUUAAUAAGAAAAAGCCUGAAAUUUAACAAGCAUAAGUUCAAGUGUUUAAUUAUGAAGAAGAUUCAGAAAGUAAAAGUGAUCAUUAAUUAAAUGAAUUAUCAGAAUAAAACACAAUCGUAAGAAUUUGAUUAUUAUAUUAGGAAUAAAUAGAGCCAGAGUUUGAAAAAGAAGCUUUUAUUGAUAAGUUAAAAGCACUCAGUCCCUCUAAAAAUAAUUAAACUUAGGAGGAAAUGAUGGUAGAAGUUAAAGAAGUGAAUUAGAAUAAAGAAAACAAUUAAAAAGAAGAAGAAGAUGAUGAUAAUGAUAAUGAUAAUGAAGCAACAUAUCAAUUAGAUGAAAAUGGUUACUUAUUAGAUGAAGAGGGAAAUUAUUUAUUAGAUGAAAAUGGUUAAAUGAUUCAAUUAAAUGAAACCUAAAUAGAGUAUUUAAGAAAAUAAGAUAUGGUUUAAGAGGAAGAUAAUUGA
Molecule: messenger RNA, 1928 nt
Organism: Paramecium sonneborni
Lineage: Eukaryota; Ciliophora; Oligohymenophorea; Peniculida; Parameciidae
Source: the annotation of a GenBank genome assembly